AUGUCUUUCAAUAAAAAUUUACAAAAUUUUGCACCUACUUCUGAUACACUUCCUUGUCCAGAUAAAAAUUUUGUAAUUGAAUUGAGUACUAAUUUCAAUAAUGAACCCAAUACUGAAGAACAAUUUUUUAAAUAUAAUAAAAAUGCGCAUCCUAUCUGGAAUUACUUUAAACCAACUCCAGAUAAAAAAAUUAUUCUUUAUAGCCUGUGCUCUAAAACAAAAUAUAGUACUGGAUCUGAUAUUA
Messenger RNA from Racocetra persica, 244 nucleotides. NCBI's taxonomy places the organism in Eukaryota, Fungi, Glomeromycota, Glomeromycetes, Diversisporales, Gigasporaceae. The record is from the annotation of a GenBank genome assembly.